Pararge aegeria (speckled wood butterfly) is the source of this 3331-nucleotide messenger RNA. It is a transcript of the gene Impbeta11, whose product is annotated as importin-11. Gene Ontology annotation, biological process: protein import into nucleus. The coding region runs from base 237 to 3278 and encodes 1013 amino acids. Lineage: Eukaryota; Metazoa; Arthropoda; Insecta; Lepidoptera; Nymphalidae. The record is from RefSeq and is a predicted model, not a curated record. Gene Ontology annotation, cellular component: nuclear envelope; cytosol. The transcript is spliced from 17 exons. Gene Ontology annotation, molecular function: small GTPase binding.
CAAAAAUUCAAUUUGUCUUGGGAAUUGUGGUUUUCUUUCGCAUUCUUCCUUACGUUCGUUUGAAAAACUAAUCUUUUUCAAUUCAUGGGUGUUCCUUGUUUACAAGCUAAGACCGGAUUUCAAAUUGUAAUGGUUUCAAAUGGUAUAACGUACCCAUACAAUGUAAUGUAAAUUGUAUCCGUAAAUAUUAGGUUAUGUUGUAUCCUCUAUCCUUUGGCCGUCAAGUGUGAGCCAAUAUGGAUCCCAACAUAUAUGCAUUGGUGCUAGAUACACUCAAUAGGGCUACCAGUCAAGAUGCUGAGGUACUGAAACCAGCUGAAAAGAAGCUUCAAGAAUGGGAGAUAGAACCUGGUUACUACUCAGUCUUACUGAAUGUUCUAUCGAAUCAUUCCAUCGACGUGAAUGUGCGAUGGCUGGCUGUGAUGUGCUUCAAGAACGGCGUUGACAGGUACUGGCGUAGGAACGCACCCAACGCAAUCACGGAAGAAGAGAAGCAGAAGCUAAGGCAGGGGUUGCUAACAACGCCAGUUUUGAGCGAGCCGGUGGCGCAGAUAGCCACACAGCAAGCUGUGUUAAUUGCUAAGAUUGCAAGGUUCGAUUGCCCAACAAGCUGGCCCAGUCUACUCCCAGAUCUGAUAGGCGCGAUGAAAGCGCCUCAACCGUUGAUGCAGCACAGAUCCUUACUAAUAUUCCAUCACGUCGUGAAGGCACUAGCUUCGAAACGAUUACUCGCCGAUCGUCGAACAUUCCAAGAAUUAACAAACUCAAUAUACGCAUUCGUACUAAAUCUCUGGCACGAGAACACGGAACUUUUCCUACGUCACAUACAAGAGGGUGCGGCUACGGAAAUGAUCACGGAACAUUUGGAAAAGGCCCUGUUAUGUCUAAGGAUUUUGAGAAAACUCACGGUAUUUGGUUUUAAGAAGCCCCACGAAUGUCAAGAUGCGGUUGCUUUCCUUAAUGUUGUGUUCGACAGAGCUAAGACCAGUUUGGAGUGCAGAAAACUUCUCAAAGGCCGCGGAAUAUACCCCCUGGAGUUAUGUGAGAAAUUCAUAAUACAUCUCACAAAAGUUGCUUUAGGAGUGCUAAGUUUGCACCCAUACUCGUAUGUGCCUCUUAUCCGGCCAUCUCUGGAGUUCACACUAUACUACUGCUUCACUGAGCAAGGGAUGGUUCUUACGUAUGAGAGGUUCACGAUACAGUGCCUGAAUAUUGUGAAGGGGAUAAUGCAAUGCGCUGAAUUUAAGUUACCGAAGGGCACAGAGCAGGUUAAGGAGCCUUUGAUACUCCAAGGGCAUCAAAUGAAGACAGAAGUGCUCGAUCAAAACACUGUUUGUCACAUGUGCAGGCAUUUAGUGACGCACUACUUCCUUUUAAGCUCCGACGACUUAGCGCUGUGGGAUGCUGAACCGGAAAGUUUUGCUACCGACGAGGCUGGGGAAUCAUGGAAAUAUAGCUUGAGGCCCUGUACAGAAGCAGUGUUCAUGGAACUAUUUCACGAAUUCCGCUCGGUCUUGGCCCCUGAACUGGUUCGUCUGUUGGCCUCGCUGCAGGAGAGCCAAGUGUCACCGGACGACUUGCCCGCCAUUUUGAAAAAGGAUGCCAUUUAUAACGCCGUCGGACUUGCCGCAUUUGACUUGUAUGAUGAUGUUGACUUCGACGAGUGGUUCACUAAAGUAUUGAGCCAAGAGAUUAAAGUUAAGGAUAACAACUACAGAAUUAUAAGAAGAAGAGUUUGCCAGCUUAUUGGUCAAUGGUGUUGUGUAAGAGCAUCUCAAUCCAUUCGACCGGCAAUGUACUCUUGCCUGCUGGAACCACUCACGCGAUCGGGAGAAGACCCCGCAGUGAAGUUAGCCGCGGCUGAAGCGCUGCGAAGUACAAUGGACGACUUCAGUUUCGACGUCGAACAGUUCGAACCAUUCGUGCCCCAUGCACUCUCUGCACUUUAUGAUCUCCUGGUCGAGUGCUCCGAAUGCGAAACUAAGAUGCACGUCCUACACGUGGUGUCGUACGUGACGGAUCGCUGCAAGUGGGUUGUGGCGCGCGGGGGAGGCGAGGGCGCGAGCGCGCUGUUCGCCGCAUUGCCCGCGCUGGCGUUACACGCUGCCCACCAUCACAUGCUGCGAGCGGCCGCGCUCGCUGCGCUAGUGCAUCUCGUUAAGGCCCUCGGUGAAUGCGCGCCAAAUGUUCGACCAUGGGUCCUAAACGUAAUAAACGAGUCAACAAAACUCAGCGAACCAGCUCACGUGUAUUUAUUGGAAGACGCUUUAGAACUCUGGUUGGCUAUCAUCGAGACUUCGCCCACAGGCGAUCCUGCCUUGAUUCAGUUGGCACACAAUCUCUAUCCCAUACUGGAGCCAUCGACUGAACAUCUCAGAGUGGUAGUAUAUAUUAUGCAGGCAUAUGCACUCCUAUGCCCUGAGGAGUUCUUCAGUGGUGCGGGCGCUAAAUGUAUGACAGUACUUGACGAUAUGCUCAGCGAUCUGCGGACGGACGGUGUCAUUACAGUUCUGAAGAUGGCUGAAAUAUGUAUAAGUGUGAACUACCCUGAGAGGAACACUUUCUUGGGGGUCAAGGUCAUUUGGCCAACUUUGAUUAGGGUAAUACAUUGUCUUCUAAAAGGAGACGAUUUACCGAUGGUUCUAUCGGUACGACUGUGCCUAUUGUCCCGGGUCAUUCUACUAUCGUCUGACCUCUUUUACAAAGCUGUACAAGAGGCUUCGGUGGGCCUCGCGGAGUACGACUCAGAUCCUGCCAAAGUUUUGAGUCGGCUCUUACAUGUGUGGACGGAGAAAAUGAAUCUUGUUACUCAAGUCGAGAGGUGGAAAGUCAUUGGUUUGGGCCUAGCGGCGUUGCUAACAACACAAAAUCAAACAGUACUGGAACGUUUUCCAGCAAUAUUGCUUAAUUUGUCGGAAGUUCUCAACGACCUCAUGAAAAUGGAGGAUUCCGGGAAUUAUAUUGAUUCUGUUGAUAGUGCCCUAGUAUCUCCGCCGGGGUCGCGACCCGCUUCUCCAUUAGAAGGGCGCGGGGGUGCGGCGAGGUGGGGCGGCGGGGUUGAAAGCGGUGCGGGGGAGGAGGGGGCGAUAACCGCCCACGAGCUUCGUCGCAGACAGUUUGCAGCCGCUCAUCCGGCCAGGACCCUUGAUCUGCGAGCCGUAACUCACCAUCAGCUAGAAACACUGAAAGGCCAAGUGGGACCCGAAACAUUCGAUCGAUUACUGCAAUCAACGGACAAGGACACCUUACAACAGAUCAGAGAGUAUAUACCUCUAUGAAUAAAUAUAUAAUUAUUAAUAUUGUUUGAAAAUAAUAAAAGUCUUUAGUAAUA